UCAAGAGGAAGACUUAAACUCUGGGACAGCAUGGAGGAAGGGCCAUCAGAAAUGGAGAUGGUGGUGGAAGUGUCUGCGCUCUAUCUGAACAGCAGCCUCCCGAAUUCAUUCGCAAACAACAGCAAUGUCACCAACCUCACCAGAAUAACAUACUACCCAUACUACCAACACUCGCUGCCUGUGGCCGCCGGCCUGACCCUGGCCUACCUCUUCAUCUUUCUGCUAUGCAUGGUGGGCAAUGGCCUGGUGUGUCUGAUCGUGCUUGAGAACCGACGUAUGAGAACUGUCACGAACCUCUUUAUCCUCAACCUGGCUGUAAGCGACCUUCUGGUGGGGGUUUUCUGUGUUCCGACAACCCUGGUGGACAACCUCAUUACAGGUUGGCCAUUUACAAACACCGUCUGUAAGAUGAGUGGGCUGGUGCAGGGCAUGUCUGUGUCAGCCUCUGUGUUCACGCUGGUGGCCAUCGCUGUGGACAGGUUCCGUUGCAUUGUGUACCCCUUCCAACCCAAACUCACCCUGCUGGUUGCCAAGGUGACCAUAGUGAUGAUCUGGGUGCUGGCGCUGGCGAUUAUGUGUCCGUCGGCCGUGACGUUGACCGUCGAGAGAGUGGAGCAUCACUACAUGGUCCACAACGAUGACUACAACAACACAUACCCUCUUUUCUCCUGUUUUGAAAAUUGGGCCAACCCGCAAAUGAGAAAAGUCUACACCACCGUCCUGUUCGCACACAUUUACCUUGUUCCUCUCACCCUGAUCACGCUGAUGUACGGUCGCAUCGGAAUCAAACUCUACACCACAUCCGUGAUCACGGGGAACGAUCAUCACGAUGCCAGUCAGGCCCACUCCUCUCCUCCCAAUCAAGGACCCCAGCAGGAAGGCCGACCCCUCAUCUCCCAGAAGAAAAUCAAAGUUAUUAAGAUGCUGGGCAUCGUAGCUCUCGUAUUCACGCUGUCCUGGCUGCCGCUGUGGACCCUGAUGCUCCUCACGGACUACGGAGGUUUAGAGGAGGACAGGUUGGAAAUAUUGACCGGUUACAUUUUUCCUUUCGCUCACUGGUUAGCGUUCUCAAACUCAAGCGUCAACCCUAUCAUUUACGGCUACUACAAUGAAAACUUCAAGAGGGGAUUUCAGGCGGUGUGCAGGACGCAUUCUUGCUGCUGCAAGAUGCCAGCUAAGAGCGGAACGCGACGGAAAGCCAACAAAGGAGAGGUGCGGGAACCUGUGGUGACUUUUGGCACCAGGAACAGAGUGUACACCGAUGGGGACUCUGGAACCCGAUUGGAGAUGGAUCAGAGGAGGGGCCCGCGACUUUGUAACUCUGUCUGCACGAACGACACUGGAUCUAAUGCGGGAUCUGGCAUAAAAGGUGUUGCAAAUCAAAACACUUUUCAGAUGGAGGAACUGGAGAAAAUUAGUCCGAUCAGACAUGGAAAAAAUCAAGCCUGGGACCAAUAGGUGGAUUAGUUAUGGCAUUUACGUGAAUGACUAACUCAGGAUGGGAACUGUUAGAAACCAUAAAGUGAAUUGAUGUCAGAAAGGUGAAGUCAGUCCUGCUGUACAUCUCGUACCUGAAAAUCAUCUUUUCAGACCAUUUUUGGGAAAAAUAAGGAAAUAAUUCCUCUCUCAGACUUCUUUUUAUACACAAGCAAGGCUUUCUGCAUUAAAUGCAGAAGGAGAAUUUUAUUCUUUCCUUAACAGACAACGCAAAUGGCAUAGACCUAUGAAUGUACAAUCAUGUUUGUUCGAAUAGCAGAUUUAUUUCUGUUUUGUGCAGACGCAUUUACAUGUAAAUAACCCCUUUAUUCGGUACGUAUGCAUUUACGUUUUGCAUAUUAGUACUGUUAUCAAAAUAACAACUACAAAAUAACCCUUCCCUCCUCUCAUGAACCGCCACAAUUCUGAACAGUUUAAUAAUCCUGUUUAUACCAAAACAAUGUUGAAUGUAUUACACACACUACAGCUUAUACAGCCUUAAUAUUCAACAGGAGAAAACCUAAGAUGAUCAACAUUGAUAACACUUUAUUCCCAUCUUAAAUUUAAGAUUUAUGAACUGGAGCGAAAUGAUCACAAAAGACGCUUAUCUCAUAAGCCAGGCGUCUUUUCUCCAAUGAGGCCACAAUCUUCGGAAAUAUCAAAUAGAUGUAUUUAUUAUAUGCAGUAUAUUUUCUCCAAACACAAAUUCACAGUUGCACAUUUGUUUUCCUGAACUGAGCAUUUGUAUUGGUUGAAUUGUGUUUGUGUAUGCGCUUGUGCAUCCUUGCGUACACUAUAUGUGUGUGGAGUAAGCAUGCGGUGUGCAUCAAGAUGUAAAAUUGCUUUAUUUCUGGACCGUUUAAGAAUACGGUUAACACCAAACAUGCUGAGAUACUGUUGUUUAGUACAACCGUGCUUAGAGGAUCAAGUAAGGAAAAGAUGAUAUGAAUUUUGACUCGUGUGUUUUUGCUUCAGUGUAUGUUUGAUGUUAUGUGCGUUUCAGUGAGUCUGACUGUGGUUAAUGUACUGUGGUGGCUUAUUGUGCACUAUGUUUGCUUUAAAUGGCAAGAUGCGUGAAAAUGGAGAAAAAAUGUUACACGUGAUGUGAAGAGCCAUUACUGAGAAUAUGAGGUGAGACUAGGUGUUACAUUUCCAGCACGUGUCUGAGAAAGGUCACAUACUGUACCAUUUGGUUAAUAUCGGCAAAGUCCAACAAAGGUCUUGGAAAAACGCAGUCCAGCACUCUCAUGAGACAAUUUCACAGGCAAAUAGAGUACUAUAUGUAAUUACAUUCACAUUUAUGCAUUUGGAAGAUGCUUUUAUCCAAAGCAAAUUAUAGUGCAUUCAAUCUAUAUAUAUAUAUUUAUAUAUUCUUUUGAUCUUUUG
This is a messenger RNA of Paramisgurnus dabryanus, 2862 nucleotides long. It is a transcript of the gene npffr1l2, whose product is annotated as neuropeptide FF receptor 1 like 2. Gene Ontology annotation, cellular component: plasma membrane. Gene Ontology annotation, biological process: cellular response to hormone stimulus; G protein-coupled receptor signaling pathway. Gene Ontology annotation, molecular function: peptide binding; neuropeptide receptor activity. NCBI's taxonomy places the organism in Eukaryota, Metazoa, Chordata, Actinopteri, Cypriniformes, Cobitidae. The record is from RefSeq and is a predicted model, not a curated record.